AUGGCCGCCUCGUAUUCUGCAGUGACGCAAUGUGACGCCCAAGUACAGUGCGAAAGUGUUGACUUUGACUUGCUUCCUGUUAUCAUCGAAGAUACAUGCGAAUCCGGCCCUCCCUUGUGCACUCGUGGACGAAGUGCUCGUCCGAGAAACUGCAAACAAAUUAGCACUGUGGUCCAGCGUAGGCCGCCAAAUCUGGGAAGAUCCAGAUCACCGGCGGAAUCCAGAAUCAAAAUUUCAGAUGAUCUAGAAAUGAUACUCCCGCAAGCUGGCAUUCGAGAUGCGCAGGUGAGUAACUACCGAGUCGCCGCUAGUUUCAGAGCUGCUGCGCGCCUGGAUUCACACCUGGCAGCUAUGUAUUUGGAUUUUUUCCGCGGCGACAUGCCGAGGAAUUGCAAGCUAUGCCAGCAGGUCUUCAGGAUGGGAGAGCUAAUUGCGGGUUACAUGCUCGAAGAUCUCAUGCUGCGCCCAAAGUGGAUCCACAUCAAAUGCGUGCGACGUGCACGGCUUCAGACUGUCGGGCAGCGAGUUUCCUACAAUCCUGCAAUCUCUGAAGCUACGCUGCAAGAAGCGCUCCUGGAUCUGGGACAUACGCCACGGCGGGCAGAGAAGAUGGUCCGCUGGAGCUACUUGCCAGCAUCGGUACACAGGUGGCCCAACCAGCUUGUACCUGCGGCACCCGAACCUGAACCGGUCGAGGACAGCCGUCCCAGGUCGGAGAAUUCGGAGCAGGCCAUUGCUGCUAUUCUAGCAGCACUUCCAUGCUCUCAAUUGUCAUCAUCUAUGGAAGCCUGUGCCAUAUGCCACCAAGUCAUGUCUCAGGGCGAGAUGAUAUGCUCUUUGCCAUGUGCUCACACAUAUCAUGUAGGCUGCAUUGAUUCGUGGUUGAGGAUUCGUACUACAUGUCCCCUUGACAACAGGGACAUUCAGCAAAUGCUGAUUCCGCCAGGCUGCAAAACGGCAGGAGAGUCGUUAUGA
Messenger RNA from Symbiodinium sp. CCMP2592, 975 nucleotides. The record is from the annotation of a GenBank genome assembly. NCBI's taxonomy places the organism in Eukaryota, Dinophyceae, Suessiales, Symbiodiniaceae.